CUCCUCCUCCUCCUCCUCCUCCUGCCCCUCUCAAGCCACGUCGGCCCGAGUGGGCCCCCGCAGCGCCGCUCGGCCGUCGUCCCGGGGCUUAAUGUGGGGUGGUGCGCCGCUCCCUGCCGCUUGAGGUCCAGGUGCUCCUGGCAACGCCGGGUUGAAUUCGUUCGCCUCCUCGCCCAGUGCAUGCUACAGCUACCUGCUUUCCUGGUGGUCUUCCUCGUGGUCUUGGGGCCGGGCUUCUUGGCUGGCGGGCUGCUGGGCGUGCAGGUGCUCGGUGUGGGCAUGAUGCCAGUGCUUUGUUCGAGGCGUUUUGUUCAUACAAUGCGGGACUGGGCCCAUUUCUACUGGUUUGCUUUGCUCAGUUGUAUUCUGGUGGGAGUUGGCUCAGUGCAAUGUUUAUGCAGGGUUCGAGGGACGAGCCGUGGUGGCUAGCAUUCCCCUCGCCCAGGGCCUGGAGUGCCCUUGUUUGAUGCUGUGGGCGCUGCUUACGUCAACCAGCACGUGGGCCACAUUGCCGUGGGGGUGGUGUGUUGUCGCGCCGUACGGGUUUGUCCUGCUCGGCAUGUUCUUCGCUGUUGUGUUCUACUCGGGUAAGGCGUUUAUCAUCAUCUUGGACGGGGCUGCGGUUGCCAUACUGUGGUUGGAUUCCUCAUGGUUGAAAGAAGCUUGGCGCUCGCCAUGGUGCCGUGGGCGGCUGCAGCCGUGGCUCUUCGUCGUCUCUUUCGGGGUGGUGGUAUUGUCCUUCUCUGGGUUGCAUGGCAUCGUUUUCAUCUUGGGCUGCAGGCACUUGGUGUUGUACGUGUACUGAGGUGUGAUUGGUUGGUAGGGGCUGAGCUUGCACUCAGGAGCCCGCCAUGAGGAAUUCCAGGAAUUCCUCCUCCUGCCCCUCCUUCCUCCUCCCCCAUUCGGAGCAUUCCUGAACGCCCACCGGCCCAACAAAUUCUCGCCCAAAGAUUGUGCUGGACGACGCGACGGAGACGCGAGCGACCAGGCUCGGACGACAUUCGUCGCAGACAACCCGGAAUGGUGGAAUUCGUUGCUGCAGGAGUUUUGCAAGAUUUGAAGACCUACGGCCCCACGCGGCCUGCCCCGAGAGGGCCCGGUCUUCUCGGCCUCUUCCUCUUCGUCCUCCCAACGGAUGACCCAUACAGAUGCAGCUCCGAGUACCGCUCGAGGCAGGUGAUACGAAGAAGAGGGGCGAUCAAAGAACGAGUGCGGUGCGAUUUGGCCUUUUCGCAUCGGCAGUGUGCUACAAAAUUGAUGCAACUCGAGCCAUGCGGGCGCUGCCUCUGCGGCGUGUGCCGAAAUGUGGCGGGGCCGUCAGGCGGGCGCUGCCACUGAGGCCGAGCCCACUGAUAUGCGGCCACGAACCGUAUGAGGGGCGUGAAAAUGGUGGCGGGUGCGCCAUGCGGACCCUCCCACGAUGGCCUCCGGUGGAGCUCCUCAUGGGACCCCGGAUUUUAUGAGGGGUGUGCCGACAUGGGCCCGGUGGUGGCAUGCGGACCUUCC
Prorocentrum cordatum is the source of this 1506-nucleotide messenger RNA. The record is from the annotation of a GenBank genome assembly. NCBI's taxonomy places the organism in Eukaryota, Dinophyceae, Prorocentrales, Prorocentraceae.